Messenger RNA from Zonotrichia leucophrys gambelii, 1076 nucleotides. It is a transcript of the gene RNF223, whose product is annotated as ring finger protein 223. The record is from RefSeq and is a predicted model, not a curated record. The coding region runs from base 123 to 998 and encodes 291 amino acids. NCBI's taxonomy places the organism in Eukaryota, Metazoa, Chordata, Aves, Passeriformes, Passerellidae. Gene Ontology annotation, molecular function: ubiquitin protein ligase activity. Gene Ontology annotation, biological process: protein ubiquitination. The transcript has 3 exons.
UUCCCGGGGGUUCCUGGGGAUUCCUGGAGGAUUCCGGGGGAGCAGGAGAUGCUUUGGUUCCUCUAACAGCACCUGGACAGGCCGGGCUCAGCUCCAUAGGCCCAGGAUUCAGAGAUUCCCCCAUGGAAUCCUCUGCUCUCCUCCCAGCUCCCAGCGCCCGGGAGUCCCGCUGGGCCCAGUUCCCCUCGGGGGGCUCCAUCAUGUCCUGCUUCCCGCAGCUGUGGCACUCGAGCGCGCCGGAGUCCCCGGCCAGCCCGGCGCCCGCCUCGCCGGGCCCGGUGCCGGUGCCGCUGAGCCCCAUCGUGCUGCCGGCGCCGGGCAGGAAGGGCCGCUCGCCCGCGGGCUCCCCGAGCUGCGCCAGCCCCGGCUCGCCCAAGCCGGCCUCGCCCGUCGAGUGCUCCAUCUGCUUCAACACCUACGACAACACCUUCAAGACGCCCAAGCUGCUGCAGUGCUCGCACGUGUUCUGCCUGGAGUGCGUGGCGCGGCUGAGCGCGGCGCUGGGCGCGGGCCAGGAGCUGCUGCCGUGCCCCUUCUGCCGCCAGCCCACCAACCUGCCCAGCCAGGGCGCGCCCGGCCUGCGCACCAGCAAGGAGCUGCUGGCCACGCUGCCGCCCGAGCUGCAGCGCGAGCGCGAGCUCUGGAUGGACGGCACCAAGCUCUGCUGCCGCCGCGCCUCCGACGGCGACCCCGAGGACCCCGAGUCGUGCGUGUCCAUCGACGUGGCCCUGAGCAAGGCCGAGAGCGCCGAGGCGGCCCCGGGAGGGCUGGCGGGGCGGCUGUCGCGCUGCGAGCUGUGCGACGACUGGAAGCGCAUCGUGCUGCUCUCGGCGCUGCUCAUCAUCCUCUUCUGCAUCAUCCUGUGGCCCGUGCAGUGCGCGCUCAAGACGGGGAACCUGCGCUGCUUCACGCGGACUGCGGCCGUCAGCCGGCCCGAGCUGCUGCCCCCCAAAGCCACCGCGGCCGCCGCGGCCGUGACACGGCCACCGUUCCACUAGGGACAUUCUGUCCUGGCCACUGUGGUGACACGGCCACCGUUCCACUAGGGACAUUCUGUCCUGGCCACUGCGGUGACA